Aspergillus sclerotioniger CBS 115572 is the source of this 375-nucleotide messenger RNA. Its product is annotated as ATP synthase subunit H. Bases 1 to 375 code for a protein of 124 amino acids. Gene Ontology annotation, biological process: proton motive force-driven ATP synthesis. The record is from RefSeq and is a predicted model, not a curated record. Lineage: Eukaryota; Fungi; Ascomycota; Eurotiomycetes; Eurotiales; Aspergillaceae. The transcript has 3 exons.
AUGAUGUCCCAGUCUCUCAGAGCGUCGCGCUCUCUCUUCUCCCGCGUCUCUCGGCAACAGGUUUCCUCUGUUUCUCGCCGCACUUUCCUGACCUCCGCUGUCCGUCAGGCCGACCCUGUUCAGGAGCUCUACCUCCGCGAACUCCGUGCCUACAAGCCCACCCCCGUCAAGCCCGGUGACGCCGAUGCUCACGUCCAGAAGUUCGCUCCCCCGGCUGCCCCCCUGUCCCCCGAGGAGGCCAACCUCGCCAAUGAUCUGAAGUCCUACGAGAGCCAGGAGGUCGAGGUUGAGGGCCAGGCCGUCGCUGGUGAAGCUGCUCCCGUUGAGGAGAGCUGGUUUGUUGAGGAAGAGGAGGAGGCUCCCGCUGCCCACUAG